GGAUCGCACCGGGACCCUCCCUGCCUCCCCGAUUCUGCGAUUCCGUCCCUCGCUGCCGUCGCUGCCGAACUAGCUACCCCCGCCAACCCGACUCCCACUUCGGUUCCGUCCGAUCGCAUCUUCUCUCAGGUCUCCCCUCCUAUACAUCAGCUCCGAGAGAUGGUUCCCCGAGGCCCCAAUGGCUGCCAAACCCUUUGACAUACCCACACCGGGCAGCGCAUACGCUUUCGACAUCUACAAUGACGCCCACGCGCUGCGGGCGCCAGGGCCCGCACUUCCCGGUGGGCCCUGCAACUACACGGAUCCGACGCUCCCGCGCUGCGGCUGCCGCCGGUUCUGGAGCCGCGCGUCCCUCAGCGGUGGUGUCUUCCAGGAGAACGGUGCGCUCGCUGAGCUCUGCAUGUGCUCGCACCAUGCGUGCUUCCACGAGGAUGCCCAACCCGGACAGACGCAGCCAUCGGCCACGGUCAAUGCCCCAGGACAGGAAAACCAGAAGCCCGUGACCAACCGGGCGCCGUUGAGCCCGGUCCAGCUUCCCUCGUUCCAUGUGCCCGGAAGCCGGUCGUCGCUGGAUUUUACCCUGCUGGACUUUCAGGCGUCCAUGUCUGCCCCGCGGGUAGAGGCCGUCAACCCCGCCCCAGCUACGGAUCCCCAUCCGGGACAGGACAGCCCAAUGCCGGAUACGUUUAACAACUGGGGAGACCUGGCCCGGUCUCAAGCUGGGCUUGCCAAUGGACUGCCACCGUUUCCCACCCAAUGCUUGAUGUCGCCGCCGCCUCCGCCAUCCACUGUUGCCUCGAGCCAAGCGAGGUAUCUCCGGCCGUUUGCCGGGCGUGGGCUACAUACACUAAGUGGUGUCCCUGCCCCAAGGCCAGACUCGCGCCAGCAGGAACAUAUUAACCAGGACGACGAUGUUGAGCCGGCACAGGACACGGGACAUGACCCAACGGAUUCUGCUUCCACUCCCAAGGCGCUACCAUCACAAGACCGUUCGGUGUCAGGCCAGGAUGGUGCUUACCAAAAGCUUUCAGACAAGGUCGACACGCACGAACAGCGGCUCGACCGGCUCGAAACGAACUCCUUUUCCGUUGCCGGCCACGAGGACUGCCACGAUAGGCACGAGAAUGUCGACCUCCGCGUUACUGAACUCGAGUCGCGGGUCGACGAGGUGGAGAAGAUCCUCAACGAUAACGGCAGCGUCGUGAGCAGCAGGCGGACGACCAAGCAGGACGGCGGCGCCGACGACGCCACAGCCAGUGUCGUUUCCGUCUCGACCGACGCCACCGUGCUUGCUACGAACCGCGCCGAGGUGUACAGCCAGCUGCAGCAGCUCCAAGCGCAGGUCAGCCAGCUCCAGGCAGCCGCGAUGCCGUCAUACGCGAAACCCUGGGCGCUCGAGGUCGUGUUCCUGCCGUUCCCGCUCAAGGGUGUGUGGCUCAGCUCGAAGGAGUUUGCCAAUCAGCGCCGGUCCAUUGGUUCCAAUUUUGAGGACUGGACACAGAUGCCCAACACGAUCAGCAGAGCAACGCCGGACCCGCAGUCGCCCAAGUUCCAGGAGUGGGCGGGACAGGGGCCGGAGUCGAAUUGGCUGCUGCCGAGGGCAUUCGCUGCGGGGCGCGUUGUUGACCAGAGGUUGAAGAGCCGCGGCUUGAUCAAGACGGUCCAUGUCCGGGGCGCGGACGCCCGGAGUGUCCAGCUCGCGAUUCACGAUGCGUUCCAGGACGUGCUGCGCAUCUCGUCCAACUCGGACGCGCGGUCAGGGUUCGCGCCCGACUAUCCCCUGGCUGAGUACCUCGGUCUGCGGCAGUCUUGGGUGCCGCUGCGCAAGCUCCACAAGGACUCGCGGCUGCGGUUUCUCUCGCCGGCCGAGAUGGCGACGCCCGCGCUCUGGGACUUUACGUUCCUCGUCUCCAGCGUCGUUAUGAAGGCUACCGGCGUCCAGCGCCUCUACAUCACCCAACCCGAGGCCUAUCUCCAAGAUCACCCGCUCGGGCACCAUGCCCUAGAAGCAGGCUGGACUUGGCAAAAGCUGCGCCAGCUGAGCAGGGUCUACCCCGACUCCCAGAGCGAAGCAGACGUGCCCGAGGCCGACGCGCUCGAGGAGUGCUGGAACUGGAAUGACCGCCUCGAUGAGUCGCCGAGUGUGACCGCUUCGGCCGUCAGCCUCCGCCAGUCCAUCCACCAGCGUGCCUCGCGCCGCUCGUCGACCGAACCCUCCGGCCAGUUCUACACUGGCGUGCAGUCUCCCAUCCUUUCCAUCGGCCCCAGCCGCUCCCGCGCACCAUCGCCCCUCAUUCAGCGUGAGCGCAAGGGCUCCUUGCCGCCACACAUUCGCACGGGGUCCAUCCCACCCGCCCAUCCUGCCAUUCUCUCCCCCGCCCAAUCCCGCCGCCGGCCGUCCCACGCCGCCGCAACACCCUACGAGCGCCGCUCGUCCCCCUUCGUACCCCGCGCCAGCCCUCGCCCCAGUCCCCGGGUAGGCAGCAGCAGCCACGCUCUCAACAACCAUCCCCAUAGCAUCGCCAUCCCAUCCGCGCCCGGCGCCGGCGCCGUUCCCAAACGCCGCUUCACCCGCUCUCCGAGCCUAGUACCUCGCAACACCCCGCGCUGGAGCCGGACCAGCAUGAGCCGCUCGCCGUCGCUCGCGCCCGGUGGCAUCUACGGGUACCAGGAGGAGCGCGAGCGCGAGAACAGGGAACGGCGCAUGACCACGCCCUUCUACUACGCCACGCCGCACAGCGAGGCCAUCCCCGAGUUUGGCUACCAGCGCGCGGGCAGCCGCGGGCCGGUUCCGCCUGCCGUUGGUGGGAACCAUGGCUUGCGCAUGGGUGGGUAUGACGACGAGCUUGGGGAUGCGGAGUACGGGGACGAGGAGAUGGAUGAUUUCACGACCGGGAGCGAGACGGGGACCGGUGACGAUGACGAGGAGGCAGGCGACAGCGAGAUGACCGACCACGGCGGCCAUCACCAUCACCACCACCACCAUCCCAACCAGCGGGGGUAUUACCAGAGCCCGCACCACGGCGGUAGCAGUGCGCGCCGACAGAUCGGAACGGGGUCCUUCGGGUUCGGCACGGACGGCGACGAAGCCGACCUCGACAUCGACGUGUACCAAGACGAGGACGAGGACGAGCUGGACGGCGUCGACACGGACGCGGGCAACACCACCGAUAACCACCCCAACCACCACCCCAACAACAACAAACAACAACAACAACAACCGCUCCGCCCGGAGGACAUACCCUGGGCCGGCAUCGAAGACGCCAUCGCCAACGGCGGCGCCGACCCCGACGGCGACAGCAACAUGUCGGACGGCGAGAACGUCGACCCCACCACCUCCCAAUCCCAAUCCCAAUCCGCCUCCACCUCCCUCUCCCACUCCUACCAAUCCCACCAAUCCCACCACUCCCAUUCCCUAUCCCAACACUCCCUCCUCUCCCAAUCCCAAGCCGCCCAAGACGCAGCCCUCAACAUCGCAAUCCACCAAGACGGCGACGACCACGACCACCACCUGCUCCUGGACAUGGACGUGCUUGCCGCCGCCGCAAACCAUGACCACAACAACGCAGAUGAUAACGGUGACGGGGACGAUGGCGAGGCCAGCAGCCAGGCGCCGAGCGAGUACUCCAGCAAGCCGAGCGCGUGGCAGCUCGUUGCGCCUGUGCAGGCGGUGGCGGGCGAGGGGGAUGUGGUGAUGGGGCAGAAGGGGGUUGUUAGUGGUGUUGUUGGGGUUGGUGGUGUGGGGGGUGUUGGGCAGGGGUCGGUGAUGGGGUUUCGGAUUCAUGAGGAUGGAACGGCGGGGGUGCCGGCGGGGGAGGGGUUGUUGGAUACGCAGUGGGGGUGAUUAUCUAUAUUUUUAUGGCUUGGUGUUUUCUUUUGUUUACCUAGGGAUGGAUGGAUGGAUGUUGGGAGGCAUAUACGCAGGCAGGCAUAUACGUUUUGGUCUUUUUGGAUAUCUUUUAACGGGUUGGCGGGACAAGCGAGCGAUGCUUUGGGCGAUUGUUUCAUGGCUUGGUUGGCUGGUUGGUUGGCUGGUUGGCGUCGGGCUGCAUGGGGUCUGGAGAUAC
Chaetomium fimeti is the source of this 4067-nucleotide messenger RNA. RefSeq lists its product as uncharacterized. The transcript has a single exon. The record is from RefSeq and is a predicted model, not a curated record. Lineage: Eukaryota; Fungi; Ascomycota; Sordariomycetes; Sordariales; Chaetomiaceae. The coding region runs from base 179 to 3844 and encodes 1221 amino acids.